CACUUCAAAGCGCUACUGCUGCCAUGAUUUGAGCAUCCCUUACUGUGAGCUGUGUUGCUCGCAGGCUGCUAAUCUCAGUUAGCUGUUAAACUCUGGAAAAAGGGAUGUCGUUGCCUCAUGCUUUUUUAUGAAGAGGCGUUUGUGACAUGGCGGAGCUGCAUGUUAUCGGCCAGAUUGUCGGGGCAAGUGGUUUCCCAGAGAACAGCCUGUUUUGCAAAUGGGGAGUUCACGUGGGAAGAAUAUGGCAGCUGCUUUCCGGGCUGAAAGAGGGUCAGACCCAGGUGGAUGUCCCCCAGAUUGGAGACAUGGCAUUCUGGGGUCACCCGAUCGAUCUGCACUACGCGACCAAGGGAAUCCAGGGCUGGCCGAUGCUUCACCUCCAGGUGUGGCACCAGGAUUCUUUCGGACGCUGCCAGUUGUUCGGGUACGGAUACUGCCACGUCCCGUCCAGCCCCGGACACCACCGGGUCCGCUGUGUGACCUGGAGGCCGCUCGGCUCCUGGCAGGAGCAGCUCGCACAAAUGUUCGUUGGCGGAGGACCCCAGCUCCGCAGCCCGGAGCUCGUCUACAGUGGAGCAGAUAGAUACAGACUGCACACCGAAGCCAUGGGCACCGUGGAACUAGAGCUUGGCAUCAUCAUGAGGCACUUCGACAAAUUUGGCAUUGAGAGUUAAUGCAGCGAAAUGAAAGGGACACCCUGAACAAUGUUAUGGACUGCGUGUUAUGUACAUAGACCGUAAAUAAAGAUGGACGGUGCUUCCGGUUCCAAAAGAAGAAGCCUAUGAAAAAGUGCUUAAAAAUGUAAUACUGUGGAGAUCCUAAACCGUCCCGUCCAGCCCCGGACACAACCGGGUCCGCUGCGUGACCUGGAGGCCGCUCGGCUCCUGGCAAACAAUCAAGAUGCAAUGAUUAAAUCUCGAAUCUCUUGGCUUCAAAACGGAAGUUCACAAACCAAUGGGUGACGGUUGCUACUCGGUUGAGCUGGGAG
Molecule: messenger RNA, 988 nt
Organism: Pleuronectes platessa (European plaice)
Lineage: Eukaryota; Metazoa; Chordata; Actinopteri; Pleuronectiformes; Pleuronectidae
Product: B9 domain-containing protein 2
Exons: 1
Coding region: 147-674 (175 amino acids)
Biological process (GO): cilium assembly
Cellular component (GO): MKS complex
Source: RefSeq, a predicted model, not a curated record